AUGGGGCGGCCCACGGCGCCGCCGCCGUCGCUCAAGCCCGAAGAGUGGCGGCUCUUGGCAUGCACGCUGCCGGAUGGAUACGACGAAGCCGCUCCUUCAGGGGACGACCUGGUCGAGCUCGUGGUCGAGGGGCGGUACGCCGCGGCCCUCACGCAGGCCGUCUCUCUCGGCGUCCUCCCUCCAGCGGAGGGCUGCGCCUCCCUGCGCGAAUGGUCCACAGCAGCGCGCAGCCACAUCAAGCAGCUGUACGGGGACAUGAGCAAGAACGGCCUGCUGCUGCUCACAUCCGGCGUCGCGGCGCUCAUGUCCUUCUGCCAGGCCAGCCUCACCGGCCCGGCGAGCAGCGAGUCCCCCGCGCUCACCGCAACACUCCCCUCCCUCGUCGACUGGGACCCCCCCGCGAACAACGAGGAGCCCUGGAGCGGCGACCGCGACCCCUGGGUCCUCCGCGAGGCCCAGGUCGACGGCGAGGACCUCGUCUGCGGCCGCAUCGACGCGCUCGACAUGCUGGUGCUCGCCAGCAUGCUCCUCUGGGAGCCGCUCGCCGACGCGGAGCCGCCCGCGGCGCUGCCGAGCUGGGCCUGGUGGGCCGCGCGCGUCCUCGGCGUGCACCAGCGCGCGCUCGGCGCGCGCUCGAUGACGCUCCGCGGGGGCCUCGUUCGCCUGACUGACGCGGUGCUGACUCAGUUCCACCCGGACGCGGACGCCGCGCCCGACACGCGGCUCGCGGCCGUGGCCGCGAGCUCCGCGAGGCUCGAGGCCGCGCUGUGCGACUUUGCGUACGGCCGCGACGAGACCGCGCGCGCGCACCUCGAUGCCGCCGGCGCCGCCCUCGGGUUCAAGUUCCGUCUCACCGGGCGCCUCGCGAAGAAGACGAUGUACCAGCAGGACGCCGCGACCGUCCUCGUGGUCGAGACCGAGGCCGUCGACGCGUCCGCGGCGGGCCGGGGCCGCACGAUCGCGGACCUGGGCGCCGGCGAGGGCGUGGCGGCGGCGGCGGCCGCGGCCGACCUGACGCGGGCGACGCACGGGCUCACGGGCGAGACCGAGGUGUUCCAGCUGCCGCACCUGCUCAGCACGGCGGGCGCCGUGCUCGGCAACGCCGGCCUGGGCGCUGCGGAGCAGGCUGUGCUGUUGGGGUGGUCGGUGAACGUCAAGCUGGGCCAGGCGGAGGAGGACAUGAAUUUGGCGCAGAUGGGGGCGUUCGUGGAGGCGGUGAUGGCGCAGCCGCGGUCGGAGUUCAUGGUCCGCGCGAUGGCCGAGCUGCAGAUGUGCCGCAAGGAGGCCGCGCGCAGCAGAACCAUGGAACGGGGCCUGCUGGAGAUGGAGGCGCUCGUGAUGCGCGUGCGGCAGUCGAGCGGCGUGUCCCCGCGCGUGCGCGCCCUCGGCGCGCUCUCCGCGUCCGCGCCGCUCCUCCCAAUGCUGAUGAAAGAAUGGGCUCUGGUGCAGAUGCGGUUCGGCAUGGUCGGGCAGGCCAUGGAGGUGUUCGAGCGGCAGGAGAUGUGGGAGCAGCUGUGCGCGUGCUACGUGAUGCUCGAGAAGAAGCACGCCGCGGAGGCCAUCGUCCGGAAACGGUUGGAGACUGCCCCAGAGGACCCGCGCAUGCUGACUGUGCUGGGCGACCUGACGCAGGACCCGGCGUGCUGGGAGAAGGCGUGGGAGGCGAGCGGGGGGCGGUACGUGCGCGCGCAGAGGCGGCUCGCGGAGCGCGCGCACCGCCUGGGCGACUGGGAGGCGUCGGCGGCGCACUGGGAGCUGGCGCUGAAGACCAACGCGCUGCACCCGGAGGGGUGGUUCUCCCUCGGACACUGCCACAUCAAGCUCAAGUCGUACGACCGGGCGAUCGAGGCGUUCACGCGCUGCGGUCAGCUCGCCCCCGAGCACGGCGAGGCGUUCAACAACCUCGCAGCGCUAUUGUUGGAACGCAACAGACCAAAGGAGGCCUACACCGCGCUGAGCGAGGCCGGCCGCCUCCUCGAGCGCAACUGGCAGGUCCAGGAGAAUCUCGCGCGCGCCGCGAUCCGGUCGGAGCACUGGCUCCCCGCCGCGAACGCCCUCUGCAAGGUCACCGCGCUGACGCACGGCGAGCGCUGCGAGGUCGAGCUGCUCUCGUCGCUCGUGCGGCACCUCCGCGACCUCAACCACCAGAUCGCCGCCGACGCCGCCGCGGGCGACACCUCCCCGGACGCCGUGGGGCGCGCCAGGCUCAAGACGCACCUCGCCGCCGCCGUGGGGACCGUCGUGCGCGCGGUCGUCCAGAGCUCCGCGGCGUCGCCGGACGUCUGGGCGUGCGCGGCGGUGUACUGGGAGGCCGUCGGGGAGCUCAAGUCGGCCAAGGAGUGCCAUUUGAAGCGCGUGCGCGGCCUGCAGGGCAGGGCGUGGAAAAAGGAGACGGGCGCGUUCGAGGCGUUCGCGGAGGCGUCGAUCGCGAUGUGCGAGGGGCAGCUCGCGGCGGCGGCCGCGGACCGGGCCGUGGCGAAGCGGGAGCUGAGUGCGGCGCGGAUGCACCUGCAGUCGGUCCUGAAGCAGGCGGAGGGGGUGUUCGGGGAGCACGCGAUGUUCGGGGAGAUGCAGGCGGUGCUGGAGAGGGUGCUGGCCGCGGAGGAGGAGCUGCAGACGGCGUGA
Molecule: messenger RNA, 2625 nt
Organism: Pedinophyceae sp. YPF-701
Lineage: Eukaryota; Viridiplantae; Chlorophyta; Pedinophyceae
Source: the annotation of a GenBank genome assembly